AGGGUUAAACGUGUCAGAGUUAAUUUUAACUCAGUAAGUGUAUUUUUAACAUUUAGCGAUGUAAUUGAUGCCCAGUGUUGGAGUUAUUUCGCAGAGUUGAUUGCGUUGGUGUUGAAUCAACUCUGCUGGGAGAUAAAUAAGCUCCUCCCCUCUGCUCAGUUUGAUUUCAAUCUGAACACGGCUCCAUUUUCUUCAUCUCCUGUUCUACACGGUUUAUCCCAUGCUGAAAUAAAAUGCUGAUCCAUGUAAAGUUUGGUGACCUGCAAAAGUAUGUGAAGUUGGAGGAGGUCGAAGGGCUGUUUGACUUUAAUCAGUUUCAUGAGAAAGUCAUUGAACAAUUUUGCCUGCCACCUGAUACCAAAGUUACAUACAAAGAUACAACAGAUACUGAAGUUGACGAAGAAAUAUUCAGUGACCUCCUUAGACAAGGCAAUGUGGUACAGACAGUUUUCUGCUAUGAUGAGUUCUCAGAAUGGUCAUCUGCUUCUGACUCAAGCUUCAACUCAAAUGCAUCAACAUCAACAAUACUAAUGGAUGAGAUGCCACGCAAGAAGCAAAAAACUGAGAAUCCUGAUAACUCAGUGUCUGCUAAAAAUCUGGUUGAAGGUGUCCUACAAAGCAAGUCUGGUGGUGAAGAAAUUCUGCAGGAGUAUGAAACUACAGAAACCCUAACUGAUGCCACAAGAAGACAAAUGGUGAACAUACUGGUGGCUCACAUGAUUGAUGAACAAGGGCACCUCCCCACAAAAGCAAUCAGAGACAAGUAUGGCUUUGGAAUAGUGACACUCUUCGCAUCCCUCAAGGAUCCAUACACCAAAAAAGGCAAUGAGGCCAUAUCUCUGCUUAACCACACCACAGACAGGUCUGUGAUCUUUCAGAAGAUGAGAGAGACUUUUGAGCACCAUCACAAGCUCAUUAAAGAUGCCAGUGGAAGAAAUGAUAUCCUGACCACAUUCCCGGGGUUCCUGGACACAAAAGGAUUGAUUGAUCAAGACUCCCGUCUCCUAUUCAGUGAAGAAACCUCAUCCAGACUGCUGCAGAAGUGGGAUGUGUUCUUCAAACCAAAUGUCAUCAAGGAGGCUAAGCGUUUCACUUCUCCACCUGAGUUGAGAAGUUUGGUGCAGUCAGCGGAAAGUCUUCAAAGCGAUGACCUCACUAACACAUCUAGCUAUGACCAAGAAAUGGCCUCGCUGUUACUUCUCUUACAUCUUCUUCCACCGCAACCAGAAGGACAGAAGUCUCCAAAAAUCAGUGCAAGUGAUGCAGAUGAGAGACUUGUUGUCUUUCAUAAGUCAUGCUGCAGUUUAGAGGAGCAUCAUCGGAGUCAACGGGGUCUGCAGCCAUACCUCCUUGCUGUUGGGCGUCAGAAAAGCAAGAUUGACAGAUUCUACAUCGUCAUGGAUAAGUGCCUCAUCCCAUGCCAGACAAACAGUUCUCUUGGAACAUUUGAUGAGCUAUUCAAAGCACAUUUUGUGUUUAAUUUCUCUUAUGAUGCUGCAUUGAUGAAUUUCUACACAUUUCUGCAGACAACAGUGUAUAACAUUGACGUGGGCAAAAUGAAGGAAUCGCCCAGAGUUAGGGACGUGAGAGCAAGGCUGCUAAACCAGUCCAUUGGGCUCUCUUGUGAGUAAGUCAGGCUAAAAAAUGUUGACCUGUUUUUAUGUGUCAAAAACUGUAUCCAAGCGGACACAUUUGAUCAUCAUCAUGCUUUCAAAAUUGUUCAAAGUGAAGAAAGGCAUUUAGUAAAAAUCCCUGAACUUAAAUUUCUUUUGAUAUUCAAAACUCUUAUGGCAUUUCUAAUGAAUGUGUGAUCAUUGUACCACAAUUUAAAAUGUUGGAA
Messenger RNA from Poeciliopsis prolifica (blackstripe livebearer), 1840 nucleotides. RefSeq lists its product as uncharacterized. The transcript has 10 exons. Bases 234 to 1631 code for a protein of 465 amino acids. Lineage: Eukaryota; Metazoa; Chordata; Actinopteri; Cyprinodontiformes; Poeciliidae. The record is from RefSeq and is a predicted model, not a curated record.